Molecule: messenger RNA, 2904 nt
Organism: Caenorhabditis elegans
Lineage: Eukaryota; Metazoa; Nematoda; Chromadorea; Rhabditida; Rhabditidae
Gene: Y45F10D.7
Product: Small-subunit processome Utp21 domain-containing protein
Exons: 8
Coding region: 28-2802 (924 amino acids)
Biological process (GO): rRNA processing
Cellular component (GO): small-subunit processome
Source: RefSeq, marked reviewed
UUUCAGCUUUUUCAGCUUUUCCAGCAAAUGAAGCGCAUCCAGUCGGAGCUCUUUGCUCCUUAUCGAUUCUUGGGUGUGGUAACCGGUGAUGUCGCCCCGUCAAUUCGUUCAACAUUUGUCGCAAAAAAGUCGGCAUUGUCAGUUUUGUGCCCAAUUGAUAAUGUAAUCAUGCAAUACAAUGGAAAAAAGCUUCGUGCGAUUGGAAUGUCGGAACCUUUAAGCGAUAAAGUGUCAGCAGUCGCGUCUUCUAGCACGAGCGUGUUCGCUGCUCACGGAACCAACAUUACUUCUCUAGCAUUCUGCAGAGAUAUCAAAGAUUCCAUCGACUUGGGCGCCAAGAUCAAAAUCAUGACAUUAAUCGGAACUCAGCUGAUCGCAGUUGAUAUUUCUUCUGGAAUCCACGUCAUUGAUACAUCAGAAGGAGGCCUUCAAAUGAGCCUAUUGAUGGAAGGAUCCGACGAUUUUGAAAUAACGGCAAUCUGUCACCCAUCCACGUAUUUGAAUAAAAUCGUGGUCGGCAGUAGCACUGGUCGAAUGAAAAUUAUCAAUUUCCGAACUGGAAAAGUGAUUCAUGAGUUCCAGCGAAGUUUCGACUCGAGAAUCACAAUUAUCGAGCAAACUACUGCCUUAGAUGUGGUAGUUGUAGGGCUGGAAAAUGGUGAAGUGAUGCUUUUCAAUGUGAAAAUGGAUAAGAUCAUCACAUCGUUCCGACAUGACGCAAAGAUCACUAAUGUCGCUUUUCGUGACGACGGCGAAUCAACAAUGGUAACUGCCGAUAAGAACGGAACAAUGGCUGUGUGGGAUCUCGAGAAGCAGGAAUUAAUCGGAAAAAUCACGGGAAUUCACUCUGACGAGAUUAAUUGUCUCUAUUUUGUUCCAGGGGAGCCUAUCAUGCUCUCCGCUUCACUGGAUAACUCUCUGCGUCUCUGGAUUUUCGACAGUGCAGAUGGAAUGCCACGUGAACUUGUCCGCCUGGAAGGACACUCGAAACCAUGUGCCAGUAUCAAAUUUGUUGGAAAAGAUCACGUUUUGUCGGCCGGAAAAGAUGGAUCCAUUCGAAAAUACGAUGUUUCUUCGUUGACAAUGAGACAGAAGCUUGGCACAGUUGGACAGGGUGUUAAAUUGAAUAAAGAAGUUCAAAAUGUAGCUGAAAUGGCGUUUGGAUGGCAACGAGAAGCUGCAUGGAAUAAUGUGUUUUGCAGACAAGUAAAUGACACAAAAAUCACCACAUGGCAAACGAGAAACAACACCUCUGGAGCAUUUACACUGGAGCAUGAUCGUUUCAAGAAAAAAGUGGAUUUUAUUGAUGCAAAUGCGACUGCUCUCUGCGUAUCACCUUGUGGAAAUUUCGUAUUUAUUGGAUAUUCUACAGGUCAUAUCGAUCAAUUUAAUGCUCAAAGUGGCCGCCACGUUCAUUCAUUUACUGCUUCCACCACUGUGAAAAAGAGCAAGAAGUCUAAGAAUCCACGAAAAGGUCCCACUAAAACCAACGGCGAUAUUCACAACGACACUCCGGCUGCCGAUUCUCCGAUUACAUCGCUUUCCGUAGAUCAACGUGGAAAAGAGCUAAUGAGCACUGAUGCUCAAGGUCAUAUUCUGUUCUGGUCUCUUUCAACGAAGGCUAUCAAUGCGAAAAUGUUCAAAAAAGAUGUUAGAUUGGGAAUUUGUGCACCGUGCCCGUCGAAUAGUUUAGUGGCGUUGGUGGCGAUUGCUGAGAAUGGGAAAGAAAGUGUGAUUCUAGUGGAUACAGUGUGUCAUCGAGUUGCUAGAGCAUUUGAGACUGUUGGCAAUAAGGUCAACGCGAUGACAUUCUCAUCAGACGGAAAAUGGCUUCUAGUCGCUGACAAUGAUUCUUAUAUCCGUGUCUUUGAUGUUGCCACUUCUCAACUAAUCGAUGUACUUCUCUUCUCAAAACCAUGCAUUUCAAUGUCCUACAAUGAAACAGGCCAAUACUUGGCUACAGUUCAUGAAGGAGAACGGGCCGUCUAUACAUGGGCCAACAAGGUUCUAUUCGUAGCUCACAUCAAUAUUCGAGCACAUCCAGCUGACUACUUACCAUCUUGGAGCAUGAUUUCUACGGAAGAGGGCGGGACUUGUGAUAUUGACGAUGAUGAGGAUGAUUUGACGACGCUUAUGGAUCAAGAUAUUAAAGCGAUGAAAGAAUUGCAAAUUGAUGAGAAUCUUGUUACAUUCUCAGGACUUCCAUCAUCUCGUUGGGCUAAUCUUCCAGAUUUGGCACUUAUUAAAGAGCGAAAUAAGCCAACUGAUGCUGUUAAAAAGAUCAAACAAGCUCCAUUCUUUCUGUCGGCGUCUGCCACUUUGGAUGGAUUUGAAUUUGAAACUGAGAAUAUUGGAGACGAAAUGGACGGAGAUUCCAGAUAUAUUACAUCGAAGAGGAAUUUGUUGGAGUUGGAGAGCUCAUUUACUACUCUGCUCAGAAACGCCAAAACCCGAGAUCAUCUUCUUGACGCCUUCAAAACUCUUCAAAAUAUGAGUCUAUCGGCUAUCGAUUUCCAAAUUCGGACUCUGAAUCCGAAAACGAUUCCGAUUUUCUUUAGAAUGUUGUUGGAGGUUCUCAAAACAAAGACCAACUUUGAACUGGUUCAGGCCUACGCGGCCACGGCCACAAAAAUCCAUCGAACAAUUAUGUGGAAUGCAUCAGAAGGAGCAUCGGAGCAUGAAGAGCUCACAGAAGUUCUCGAAGAAAUGGCUCAAGUACAAAUGGAAAGUUGGAAUGAGAUGGAAAACCUAUUUGUUGAGAAUAUGGCAGUUGUUCAGUGGAUUAAAAAUGCAUUGCUUUGAUUUUAUUUUUUUUUGUUGGUUAUAAUAUUGUUUUUUUUUCAAUUGUUAUUCGUUGUUCCUCAGUUUUUUUUGUUAGAAAAUAUUAUGAAAAUUGUUGUUUUU